Molecule: messenger RNA, 2180 nt
Organism: Fukomys damarensis (Damara mole-rat)
Lineage: Eukaryota; Metazoa; Chordata; Mammalia; Rodentia; Bathyergidae
Gene: Ifit3
Product: interferon induced protein with tetratricopeptide repeats 3
Biological process (GO): defense response to virus
Cellular component (GO): cytosol
Molecular function (GO): protein binding
Source: RefSeq, a predicted model, not a curated record
CCUCACUAUUUAGUCUCUCCAGCACUUACUGCAGGCAGACCAGAAAGAUUUCUGCAGAGCAAAAAAAGACCAGACUGGUCUGCAUCUUUGUUCAACAGCUAAGAAGCAGAAGAAGCGAUGAGUGAAGUCACCAAGAAUUCAUUGGAGAGAAUCCUUCCACAGCUAAAAUGUCACUUCACUUGGAACUUAUUCAAGGAAGAGGGCAUCUUAAGUCAUCUAGAAGACAGAGUGUGUAACCAGAUUCAUUUGCUAAGCACUGAAUUCAAAGCCACAAUGUACAACUUGUUGGCCUACCUGAAACAUCUACAAGGUCAAAAUGAGGCAGCCCUGGAAUGCUUACAGCAAGCUGAAGAGUUAAUCAAGAAAAAACAUGCUGGGAAAGAAGAAAUCCGAAGUCUGGUCACCUGGGGAAACUAUGCAUGGGUCUACUAUCACAUGGGCCAGCUCUCAGUUGCUCAGACUUAUGCUGAUAAGGUAAAACAGGUCUGUGCAAAGUUUUCUAAUCCUUACAGUAUUGAAUGUCCUGAGCUUGACUCUGAGGAAGGAUGGACACAACUGCAGUGUAGAAGAAAUGAAAGGGCGAAGGUGUGCUUUGAGAAGGCUCUGGAAGAGAAACCUGACAGCGCAGAAUUCUCCUCUGGACUAGCAAUUGCAAUGUACCGCCUGGAUUAUAAGCCAUGGAGGCAGUUCCCUGCCAAUGCUCUGAGGCAGGCUAUUGAGCUGAGUCCAGAGAAUCAAUAUAUCAAAGCUCUCUUGGCCCUGAAACUACAGAAAAUAAAUGAAGCUGAAGCGGUACAACUGAUUGAAGAGGCCCUGGUGAAGGCUCCUCACCAAACAGAUGUCCUACAAAGUGCAGCCAAAUUUUACAGAAAAAAAGGUAAUUUAGACAAAGCUAUUGAAUGCAUUCUAAGGGCCUUGGACUCCACUCCAAACAAUCGCUACCUCUAUUCCCAAAUUAUACGCUACUACAAGGAAAAAGUAAAUCAAGUGCAGAAUACAGGAGAAUCUGAAGCCCAAGGAGAUAGAGAGAAGAUUGAAGAACUGAGAGCAUUAAUUACUGACUAUAAAAAUAAAGUUGAGAAGAUGCCACAUUUUCUGAAUGCACCCUGUGAUCUCACUGAGUUCAGGAAAGCAGAAGAAUGCUAUCAGAGAGCUUUCAGCAAGGAGCUUCCCAGUGCUGAGAAGCAACAACUUAACACCAGCCAUGGCAACAUUAAGGAAUAUGAAAGGAAGUCUGAAGACACUACAGUCAAAAAUUACUUAGAAAGUUUUCCUAAAAGCAAAAAAUCAUCUGAGAGGGAUGAGACAAGUUAUGUUGCUGAAUAUAACACAGCUGUAAAUCUGCCUCCAAAAAAUGCACCAAAUUCUUGCUACCUACAAGCCAGUGAGGAUCUGCUACAAGCUACAGAAUGUUAUGAAAAUAAACUGGACCAUCUACUAAAGGACCCCUUCAGGUAUAGGCAGUGUGUUCCCGCCAGCUCCCCAGCAUCUGAGCCUGAAGGUGGCAGUGAGGAAAUGCGCCAGAAUGCAGGCAGCUCCACUCCCAGCGAGCUUCCGCAUUCCUGACCGGGAACAAAAAGGAAGAAGAGAAGCACAGCAUCCAAAGGCCCAGUAUGGUGGUUGUGAUGGGGAGAAAGCUGGGGAGACAGGAAGCCCCCAACCUGCGGUUGUUAAGCACAGUGUUCUUGUUUGUUGCUUUCAAGUACAUUUUUAAAUUGUAGUUUUCUCAGGCUUGGGAUUUAGCUCAGGGGUUCCACUGCCUGCCUCACAAGCGCAACAUCUUGGAAUUUGAUCCCUGGUUCCCCUCUCCCCACAAAGAGUAGUUUUCUCAUGUUCUGUGCAUCCCAGCCACACAGCUCUCUGUACAGCUGGUCUUACUGCCAGUCACUAGUAGCUCAAGGCUGCCAUACAGCUUAUUUUUUCUCAUUUUUCACUCAUUUGUCAUAAAAUCCCCAUCUGUCCUUCUGUUCAAGGGUAAUACAUGGCAGUGGCCUUCCAACCAAAUCUUCAAUCUCUUCUUUUGUCCCAUUUCCAUCCAGCCUUCUGAGCCUACAGGAUUAACUUUUGUGUAACCUUAGAAUGGUCUUUACAUCUUACUAUUGGCUUAAGCUAUAUCUGUAUUGUUUUGUGUUUUCAUUUUUGUUUUUUACAAUACUGGAGAUUGAACCCAGGAACUUAGU